Molecule: messenger RNA, 996 nt
Organism: Arabis nemorensis
Lineage: Eukaryota; Viridiplantae; Streptophyta; Magnoliopsida; Brassicales; Brassicaceae
Source: the annotation of a GenBank genome assembly
AUGAAAGUUUUUGAAUUGAACAAGGCAUAUGAAGAAAAAGAUAAGCAGAAAGUUAGUGAUGUUGGAGCUGUUCAAAAGAGUGCAUAUGCUGAAGAUUCGAUGGCAUUGUUGUCAAGACAAUUUGCUAAGUACCUGAAGCAGAAGCAGAUGAAGAAAGAGAAUAGAAAAAGUGAAGAGGUGGACAAUACAUCGAAGAACAUUCAGUGCUUUGAGUGCAAAGGCUUUGAGCAUAUUCGUUCUGAAUGUGUAAAUCUGCUGAAGACAAAGAAGAAGGCGCUGACUAGCAUCAAGAAAUCUGCAACAGGACCCACAACAGAAUCUGCAAUAAGACCUGCAGCAGGAUCUGUAGCAAAGUCCACAUCUGAGAGUGAAAAUUCGUUGUUGACUAAGGACAAGGUCAAGCUAGAACCUCAAGUUGCUGAAGCACAAAAGUAUGCAGUUCAGUUUGAAGAAGAAACAACUCAAGCUAGAUUUCAGCUGGAAGAGACACAAAAGCAAUUGAGGAUGCUUAAUAAUGGUACAAAUCAGCUAGAUCAUCUUUUGAAUAUUGGGAAAAGUCCUAUGGAGCGACAUGGUCUUGUAUUUAAUGAAAAAUCUUCAAAAACUGUUUUUUUGUGUUUGGGGGAAGAAGAGAGAUUGGAGCUACAUCUGCUACAGAGCCAAAGCCCAAAAUUGCUACAAGGACUGCAAAUGCUACGAAGACUGCAACUGCUAUAUGGAAAAUUUCAAAGUGCACCUCGACUAGUUUUUCAGCCUGUUUGUCAUCAUUGUGGAGUUGUUGGGCAUAUUAGGCCUAGAUGUUUCAAGUUAUUAAAGGAAAAUAAUCAAAUGGAGCAAGCUUCUGAUGGGAGAUUUUGUGGUCCUACAUGUUAUCGUUGUGGAGUUCAAGGACAUGUUAAACGUCAUUGUUUCAGAAAUAUUCAAAGGUUCAGUGAUGAAGGUCUAACGUUCAAGCACGUAUGGGUCAAAAAGAUGAUCUCUAUGAAAAUGGUGUGA